Durio zibethinus is the source of this 861-nucleotide messenger RNA. NCBI's taxonomy places the organism in Eukaryota, Viridiplantae, Streptophyta, Magnoliopsida, Malvales, Malvaceae. The record is from RefSeq and is a predicted model, not a curated record.
UUUAUUAUAAACAUUUAUACAUUGUUCCUUCUGAUUAAUCAAGGUGGGAGGCGCGGCCGAACUGCCUUAAGUUGGAAUGAGCGGCUGAUGAUAACAGUUCACGUUGCACGAGCAAUCGCUUUCAUCCAUGCACAAUCCCCUCCAAGUGAAAAGAACAUGAAAAUGAACGUUCAUGGAAACAUAAAACCCUCCAACGUGAUGAUAAACAUCGACCUGACGGCUCGAUUAUCAGAUUAUUGCUUCGUCCAGUUGGCUGCCUGCGCCGAAUGUCCUGAUAAAGAUCGGCCAGGAACUGGUUACUGUGAGAAUUUGAGUCAAAAGAGUGAAAUAUUCAAUUUUGGGCCAGUUUUACUAGGUAUGCUAGCGGGAGUGAGGGAGCCUGGUUAUAUAAAGUACAUACUUGACACAAUGGAAAGUAUAAAACAGGGUACAAGCAUAUUUUUCGAGUUUCAUGUGCAAGGGAAAGAACGGAAGCAAGCUUUGAAGGUUUUGGACAUUGUUUUGGCUUGUACAAACAGGUUGCUAGAAGCCAGGCCUUCAAUAGAGCAAAUUUUGUUGAAUCUGAGUGAUAUUUUCAAGAAACCUAUUUUAAGAGGUGACAUUCCGGAUUUGGAGAAAAAGACAAAUAUUCCAAGAACUGAGAAAGGGGCGUAUAAGCUUGAUUUAUAUCUGAGUAGGAAGCACGAUGAGCUGUUGGCAAGAACCCUUAAGCUGGAAGCUAUAAGAAGACCUUAUCUUUGGUCAUUGUUGAUGGUUCUGCAGUCGAAAUCACAGAAGCUCAGUCAGUUAAGACUUAACUCUUUUAAGAAAAGGAAAGAACUUGAAGUACUUAAAAAUCACCAAUCAGAAGUGAUAAAAUGA